AUGGAAGUUAAUCAGAAUGAGCAUGGCAUUUUCAUAAGCCAGCAAGCAUUUGCACAGAAAGUUCUAAGCAAAUUCAGCAUGUCAAAGUGCAAGCCUGUAAGCACUCGUGUUGCACUAAGAGAGAAACUCUCAAGCAUCAGUGAGCAUGAUCAUGUAGAUGAAAAGGAGUAUAGGAGUUUGGUUGGUUGCCUACUCUAUUUGACAGCAACAAGGCUAGACAUCUUGUAUGCUGUUAGUCAUCUAUCGAGAUUCAUGCAUUGUUGCAAUGUAGCUCAUUUUAAAGCUGCAAAAAGAGUCUUAAGGUAUGUCAAAGGAACCUUAGACUAUGUUGUGAAUUUUGAGAGAGCAGAAGAACUAAAGCUGGUUGGUUAUUCAGACAGUGAUUGGGCUGGCUCAGUUGAUGACAUGAAGAGUACAUCGGGAUACUUCUUCACUCUAGGAUCAAGAGUUUUUAGCUGGAGCUCAAAGAAACAACAGACAGUAGCUCAAUCCACUAUAGAGGCUGAGUAUAUUGCAGCUGCUACUGCUGUAAUCAAGCAAUUUGGCUUAGAAAGCUGUUGA
This is a messenger RNA of Gossypium arboreum, 561 nucleotides long. RefSeq names its product secreted RxLR effector protein 161-like. The transcript has a single exon. The record is from RefSeq and is a predicted model, not a curated record. Bases 1 to 561 code for a protein of 186 amino acids. Lineage: Eukaryota; Viridiplantae; Streptophyta; Magnoliopsida; Malvales; Malvaceae.